AGGUGAGCUGAUUAGAUCAGGCCAGUUCUUUGAUCUAGUUUUGAAAUACAAACAUUUAAUCUCCGUAUCCGAAAGCCAAAUACACAUUUUGCACCGUCACGCUAAGGAGAGGUAUAAAGGAAAGGGGAACUAAAUACUGGUUCUCAUCUUGAUUAAUGUGUAGGACACACAGAAAAUAGGGAAGUUAUACUUAAAUAAUAUGGAUCUACACAAGUGGCAGUUACUUAAAACACAAGAUAAAAGAUUGUAUGCUGAGAAUGGCAUCCAAUUACCAGCCUUUACAAGUUUGGAGUACAACCUCAUCACAAACACAGUCUAGGCAGCAACAGCAGCACCAACAACAAGGUUUCAGUCCCUUUGACCACUUCUGGUCCACCUUGAAUCCUAUACACCAGGUUCCCAAGUAUGGGCCAAUGGGCAGCAAAGAAUGGGAAGAAGUGCUCCAGAUGGAGACAGAGAGGGCGUCUCAGAGACAUUUCCCUCUCUCUGCCUACAUGAUGAGGUCCCAGGUAGCAGAGAGCUCUCAAGAUGGGAGUAUGCGGUUCAAGAUAUCAAAAUAUCCAGAAGAAGCCUUUACCUCCAUAAACCAGUUCCGUCAGGAUGAUGCCCUAUGUGAUAUCACACUUAUCAUCAAAGGAGAGCGCAUCAGGGCCCACAAACUAAUCUUGGCAGCCUGUAGUAAUUACUUCCGGGGCAUGUUCAUGAAUGGAAUGAGAGAGGCCAAUUCUGAUGAAGUAGAACUCCUGGAGCCUAGCCUAACUCCUGAGAUUUUAAGGAUCUUAGUAGAUUUUGCAUACACAUAUGAAAUUUUGGUCACACAGAUGAACGUUCAAUCUCUUCUUGUUUCAGCAAUAUUUUUAGAAAUGCAACGAGUGGUUGAGGUGUGUUCACUGUUCAUGGAGCAGCAAUUAGAUCCCAGCAACUGUAUAGGAUUUUAUUAUUUCGCAUCUAUGCAUGGCUGCUUAGACUUGGAAAUAAAAGCCAAAAAAUAUAUUCAGGAACAUUUUUGUGAAGUGAUAAAGUACGAUGAAUUCGUAACACUAGAUGCAAGAGAAAUGGUUCAAAUAGUCCAACAAGAUGAACUUAAUGUCAGAUGUGAGUCAGAAGUGUUCCAAGCUGUGGUUAGAUGGGUGGAGCAUGAUACUGAAAAUAGACUUUCACAGUUAGAAGAUUUAUUAGAAAGAGUUAGACUUUCUAGCCUUGCUCCUUGCUUUAUCGAGGACCAAUUAGAACGCUGCUACAUCAUUAAAAAAUUACCAGGUUGUAUACAGCUUUUACUUGACCGCUUACGAAGGUUAAAGCAGCACCAACAUUGCUUGGAAAAGCCAAGAAAACCUUGCAAACCUCUAGUCAUUUAUGUAGUAGGAGGGUUCUACAGAAAAUUGAUGGACUCCUUGAAGCGUUUAGAAUGCUACAAUCCAUGCAGCAAGGAAUGGACUCGUCUUUCAGACCCACCUACACCAAGGUGCGGUGCUGGAGUUACCUCUCUCCAAGGAAGUGUGUUCGUUUUAGGUGGAAGUGUUAAAAUGCGCAAUGGUAAUGUGGAUUUAGCUUCUAUGGAAAUGUAUGAUCCACAAGAAAAUAUGUGGCAUACAAAGAGCCCCAUGGCUGUGCCAAGGAACAGGGUCGGAGUAGGAGUUCUGGAUAAUAUGAUCUAUGCAAUUGGUGGUUCCACUGGAGGAGAGCAGCAUAGGUCUACUGAAAGGUAUAAUCCUAGUACUGAUAGCUGGGAACCAAUAGCACCAAUGAAUACCGUGCGGACAUCAGCAGGAGUGGCAGUGGUCAACAGACUAUUGUAUGCUGUGGGUGGAUUCGAUGGCAAGAUACGCUUGCAGUCUGUAGAGUGCUAUCACCCAGAGGAAAACUUUUGGCAGGAAGUGGAGCCAUUGCAGACACCAAGAAGUGGUGCUGGUGUUGCUGUCAUGGAUGGCUACAUCUAUGCAGUUGGGGGAUAUGAUGGACAAAAUCAGCUGAUGUCUGUUGAACGUUAUGACCCAAGAAAAAAUUCAUGGGAAUAUGUGUCUCCAUUGAACAAAGCCCGCAGUGGUAUUGGGGUCGCUGUAAUAAACAACAAGCUUUUUGCUCUUGGUGGUUUUGAUGGCGGUGAUUUCUUAUCAUGUGUUGAGAUCUACGACCCUUCCACUGACACAUGGUCAUGUUGUGAGACUCGUAUGCUGUGUGAAAGGAGUGGUCACGGGGUAGCUGUGGAAAGAAAACCAAGUAUCAGUUGAUCCUAAAUGUUGCCACUUUUUGUUAUCCAACUUGUUGUUACUCUGUUUUUAUAUCCAUGCUUUCAGGUUGUGCUUUUCAAUGUGUACAUUUUAUUGACAAAGUCAGUAAUGACCAUACUUAGUGUCAAUACAGGCUCAAUAGUAGUCCUAGAUUUAUCAAUUUAAUAAUACCUCAUGUGCAACACAUUAAGAACUAAUUGAUUUAGACUUCAUCUUAAGUAUUUCAAUUGUAUAUAUAUUUUUUUUUACCUUUCAAGCAUAAUAAUAUAGUACUGGGAAAUGCAUACAAAAAAUCUUUCAAGAAAAUGUAAAUUAAACAACAGUUAGCAAUACAGAGUUAUGUAUAUUUUUCUCUAAACAUUCCCUCAAGUACCUAAGCAAACUGUAAAAUGAUAUAAUGCAAUAUCAUGUAGUUAAACACUUUUUGAUAUUCUGUAACAUUAUAUACGGCUGCAUUGUAUAUAUUGUAUAACAGUUACUAGACCUAUAGAAUUAAAGUUUGUUAAAAUAGAGAAAAAUUUUUACAGCAAAAGUGCUGUAAGUUGACAUGCAGUAACACAUGUACGGGAAGCUCAAAAUUGGAACCAGUGAAAUCUGCCCUUGUGGAGUAUCACCAGAAAAUGCCGACCACGUCCUCCAAAACUGCUCUCUUUACCAAGAGGCCCGUUUAAGACAUUGGCCCCAAAUCACCCCAAUAGAAAGAAAACUAUAUGGAGAGCUCCCUGAUUUGGAAACCACUGCACAGUUCAUCUCAUGUAUUGGUCUAGUCAUAUGAGCACUCCAACAUAACAAUGAGAAUGAAGAUGAAGAAGACAUGCAGUAACAGUACGUCCUCUCUGCUCCCCCCUUCUUCAUCCUGGAAGAUGACAUGAAGGCCACCCAGUAGACUUGGUAGGACUUUGGAACAUCUUUAAAUCACUAUUUAAAUCCCUGGUCUCUUCCAUGUAUAGAGAUAUCUCUAUUAAUGGGCAGGUACUCUAGUACAAAUGCUUUAUUAAAUCACAAAAAAAAUGAUUACAUUUUUGUCAAAAUUCACUUUCCAAACUUUCUAAUUAUUAUACAAUUUUUUGUAAGUUUUAUUUCUAUAAAAAAAUGUGUGCAGAUUUUAAAAUGUAAUUAUUUUUUUUACUAUUUUGAUGGCCCAGUCUGAUACAUAUUUGCUCUCUAAACUUAUUUGCUUCUAUUUCUCUAAAUCUCAUAUGGCCUAUGGAGUUAUUAUAUGUCUCCAUUAUAGAUAUAUCUGUAAAGUAAAGCAACAGAGCUUUAAUUAAGCACCCCCUUACUUAUCAAUCUUAAAAACAGAAUUAGAAGAUGCAAUAUCGAUGUUAUGUGAAGUCAGUUUAAAAGUGUGUCAUUGUCCAUUCUUGUUAAUCUACUGUUGUUGUUUUUUAAACAGCUUAAGUCCUGCACAACUCAAACCUUGUUCUUAUUUGUUUCAACUCAAUGCUCUAGUUGUAACAAUCUUUUUGAAAGCAUUUUUGGCCAGUACAGUGUUCUCUAUUUUACAUUUAGAGAAUGGUAGCUCCUUGAUGAAGUGAGUCAGACCAUUAGAUAUUGGUAGACUCCAGAUGGUGUUGGUGACAGAAACAUUUUAUUGAGCUCUGACACCACAGUUUGUACACAUAGGCAUAUGAUAUUUUAGUUUGAAUAGCACCACCAGUAGAUUAUCAUCCAGUCUAAUGACACUGACUUAUAUAAAAACAUGUAUUUUAUUAGUGUAGGGAAAGACAGACGUCCUUUGCUUUGCCAGGGCCAUAAUAUGCAGUAUCAUUUUUCAAUAGUUUCAAUUAAUUGUCAUUAAUUUAUCAAUGUCUUCAUAAUUUUGUAGUGUCUUAAAGAAGUAAUACAUUUGAAAAAAUGUUUAAUAUGUAUAAUA
This is a messenger RNA of Biomphalaria glabrata, 4107 nucleotides long. Its product is annotated as kelch-like ECH-associated protein 1B. The record is from RefSeq and is a predicted model, not a curated record. Lineage: Eukaryota; Metazoa; Mollusca; Gastropoda; Planorbidae. Gene Ontology annotation, molecular function: protein binding. The transcript is spliced from 6 exons. Bases 249 to 2231 code for a protein of 660 amino acids.